AUGGAGUACCUGCCAUGGUUUUCAAAUUCACGGGAUGCUUCAAUGGGCAUAGAUGGUUCGGAGUCGGUUCCAGAGUCAAGCAACCUCAAUGGCUCGAAUACUGAAGUCCCCAUUGUUUCAUUUGAACCAAAUACUGGACGUGUUGAUCCUGGACAGGAAAUUUCCAUUAACGUCUCUUUAAGCUGUUCCCAUGCGGGUCAAUACAUUGAGCGAAUACCGUGUGACGUCGACUUUUUGCCGGAUUCACCACUUUGGCUUCAAGUGGAAGCGGAAUUUCGUACAACUGAACUGGAGGUCGAUCAGCCGGAUUGCGAUUUCAAUGUGGUCCGAUUGGGUUCGAGAGUUAGCCGACCCCUAGUGCUAACCAAUCGCUCAUCGUCCGCCUUCCGCUGGCACUCUCUCGCGCAAUCGCCUCUUGAUACGUCCACCAACGUGAGUAAAGUUUGGUUGGAACCCUCUGAAGGACGUAUAGAGCCGUUCACCUCACUCAACGUGAUGGUCUUUCUUGAAUCGUCAGUGUGUUGCAGCAUCCGGAAAUUUGUAUGGAUCGUGGACGAGGUCGGCUUCCAUGUGCUGUGCAUUCGGGUCUCCGCUGAGGUUCAGACUCCAUUGGUGGACAUAGAGCCGAGCCGGAUUUAUUUCGAUCCAAUAUACCGGUCAAUUGAGGCCUCAACACUUGUCAGCCUUGUGAAUCUGACAGCGCUGAAGUGUAAAUUUGCUUGGUUAAAUCCAAGUGGGCCUGAUGCUGAGUGGAUCGAAGUCAAAGUGAGUCCAGAAGCUGGUAAACUCAGCAGCCGAGAAACCCUGAGUGUGAAACUAACUUUAAAGGCAAAAAGACAGCAAUCAAUCAGGCAGCUACAGUUGCCUUGCUACAUCGAAGGGAUGGAUGGUUACUUGGAAUGUUCCGUCUUCGGAGAAGUGCGUGGCCUCACUGUCUACAUCUCUGCAAUGAAUGAUGUGCCCCUUCAAUCCGAGGAACUGUCUGCUACGCGGGUCGAACUGGUCGCUUCGACAGACUGCGUCAUUCCCUUGGAAAGGCCGCUUAUCAAAUUUGAUGAGGAAAUGGAGUUGUACUCUCCUUCCUGUCGAUGGAUUGAGGUUGUCAAUCCAACUCCAAUAAAUGCACAAAUUUCAUUUGAGUUCCAUACGUUUGGCCUUCAGCAACGAUGCGAGGUGAACACUGCCUCCUGCCCCUACUUGUUUGGACUGCAGGUUGUUGAGCCUGAACUCGAAGCAGACCGUUGGGAAGCGGGAUCAGAACGAAUGUCACAACGACGUAAACUUUAUGAAUGGUGCAAAGUAUUUUUGACACCUCCACGAUGCGCCUCUUUAUUUGCAUUUACAAGUCUCCGCAAUUCAGAUGGUAUUACCUACAAGCAAAGCAAUGCUACCAAACACAUUUAUCUCCCAGAACCUAGUUGGCUCGUGCCCGCAUUCCAGUGCCUGCGCGUAUGCGUUGUUGCUGUGGCAAAUUUAUGGGGAGUCUAUGAAGACCACAUAACUUUGAGAGUAGAAUCAACCGAUGGGGACGAAAACGACACUGCGAAAUCAGCAUCAUCACUUCGACUGCCUGUGCAGUUCAGUGUGGUUGGUUGCCCGAUAUUUUUCAUCCCGAAGAGUCCAUUUGGUGAGGUUACCAACCGCAUUGGACAGCUGAUACCCAAGUCGGAGAGAUCGAAACCUGUACUGAAACUUUUCACCGAGAAUCACAAACAAAUUAAUGCUCGAUUUGGAGAUAGCCUACUCGGAGGUCCCCCCGUGACAAGAAUCGUUCGGUUGCACAAUUCGGCAUCAGUCCCCGUUCGAAUCUGCUGGCAGAUUUAUACUGCGAUGGAGCAGACAAACUCGGACUCACUGAUUGAGUUGGUCUGCUACACAUUCCCUCCUUUUGAAGCCAUGGAUCAAGGAGAUGCUUGUUUACUUGAAGACGCAACGGAUGAUCACACACCCGGACCCUUCGAUCAGCGCCUGGUAAGUGUGCUUAUCCGGCCUAGAGAAGGGCGACUUAUUUGGCAGUCGGGCGGAUCUCGCAUUGCAACCGAUGCUAUCUCCCGCAAGUCUCCGUUCACAUUUAGUCCUGAGCAGCUAACGCUUCGAGCACACCAGUCCGGUGCAGUGUCAAUAACAUUCGACCCAAGACAUACUUUGGACUUCAUGAACGGUCAGAGCAAAGCCAAACUACACGCAUAUGCCUCUGGCUAUUUACAUCUUGACAACUGCGACGAGUCUGGAGUGAAUAGAAAUCAAGCACUCAUGGCAGAUCAUCUGAGGGUGGAUUUAAGUGCUGGAGUGGAAAGACCAAGCAUAUGUCUUGUAUUAGAUGACGCGAUUUCGGAGUCUAACUCUCCUUCCGAAACGCAAACCAGAUGCCUCCAUUUCACUGCUACACUGGGAGAUCUACUCCCAUCGAAUUCGCCCCAACAACCUAUUCAGCCUUUUACCUCUAAAGCUGAUCGAGGCACAGUUGAACAGCUACCACCUUUCGCAUUGCUGAGUGAAACGACGGUUCAGAGAUCUGUUGGCAUCCGCUGCGCGAACAACACUCCUGUACAAGUCCGGAUGACGAUUUGCGAGGACACAAAUUUUGGAUUUGUGGAUUGUAAUGGUUCUCUAACGGAAGCCAAGUCUGGUGGAGUUUUAGUGAAAACAAAGGAACUGGUCGUGAAUCCAUCCCACACAGAGCAGAUUGUGGUGCAAUUCCGACUCACCUCAUCAUCUAUCACAUCAGCUGGAAGAAUACGACAAUCGAAGACGCCAAGGAGUGUCACACCUGAUGAAGUAUACUCGGAACAAAGCGGGCAGUUGGACUUGGUUGCUUUUUCGCCGAACUCAGAUUGUCUCAAUCCAUUGUUCGUAAAUACCUACAAACUGCAGUUGCGAGUGAAAGUUUUUGGACCAAGCCUGAGAAUUCUUACCCAAGGCCAGUUGGAUUUUGGGACUGUGUAUAUUAAUGUUUCACGCACAAUGGAGAUACGAAUCAUCAACGAAGGUGAAAGCCGAUCACUCUGGAUAGCACGUAUCGAAGAUGUGUCUGAGACAGAUGUUCAAAUUGACGCUAUGGACGUACCGAGCAAGACCCCACGAGCGAAAUCCGGUUCCUUUGAUAGUAACCCGUUCAGGCUCCCAAUCAACCGCGGAUUUCUAGAGAAAUGCUCCAACAACGAGUCUAAACACAUCGCCGCAAUACCCAUCGGUUUCUGUCCACCGUAUACAGGGCACUUCAGCGCGACAUGUGUCAUUUCAGGAAUACUCGGAGAGGCCGAACAGUGCAUUAAACUGGUCGGAAUCGGUUCCAUGGAUCAACGCGUUGUAACAUUCGGGAGUUGA
Molecule: messenger RNA, 3327 nt
Organism: Dicrocoelium dendriticum
Lineage: Eukaryota; Metazoa; Platyhelminthes; Trematoda; Plagiorchiida; Dicrocoeliidae
Source: the annotation of a GenBank genome assembly